Molecule: messenger RNA, 2924 nt
Organism: Rhea pennata
Lineage: Eukaryota; Metazoa; Chordata; Aves; Rheiformes; Rheidae
Gene: PARP8
Product: poly(ADP-ribose) polymerase family member 8
Exons: 26
Coding region: 69-2639 (856 amino acids)
Biological process (GO): endoplasmic reticulum unfolded protein response
Cellular component (GO): nuclear envelope; endoplasmic reticulum tubular network; membrane
Molecular function (GO): NAD+ poly-ADP-ribosyltransferase activity; protein serine/threonine kinase activator activity; kinase binding
Source: RefSeq, a predicted model, not a curated record
CUGGCAGAGCGGGGGGCGGGGUGGGGCGCAAAUAAAGGCUGCUUUUUUUUUCCCCUGGGAUUUAUUUCAUGGGGAUGUGUUCAAGGCAAGAGAGGAUUCAGAAGGAUAUCGACGUCGUGAUCCAAAAGUGCAAGGCGGAGAAGGACUGUCUGUUUGCAGAUUUCAGGUACUCAGACUCCACCUUUACCUUCACCUAUAUUGGAGGCUCCAAAAGUGUGUCUUAUUCCGUGCAUGUCUCUGAGGAUUACCCAGAUAACACGUAUGUUUCCAGUUCAGAUAACGAUGAAGAUGUGUUAGUUACAACAGAGCCAAUCCCAGUAAUUUUCCAUCAGAUUGCUACAGAAUUAAGAAAAACCAGUGAUGUCAACUACUGCUUAUCCAUAAAAUCAAAAUUACAGAGGGAAAUUGGAGAGGAGUCCAGGCACAACAGCACAGUUGAAGAAGAUUCUGAAGGCGAUAAUGACUCUGAAGAAUUUUAUUAUGGAGGACAGGUUAGCUAUGAUGGAGAACUUCACAAGCACCCACAGCUGGAAGCUGAUUUAACAGCGGUGAGAGAGAUCUAUGGUCCUAAUGCAGUAUCUCUCAGGGAAUAUGGAGCCAUUGAUGAUGUAGAUAUUGAUCUGCAUAUUGAUGUUAGUUUUCUUGAUGAAGAGAUUGCUGUGGCUUGGGAUGUAAUUCGCACAGAGCCUAUAAUAGUGCGAUUGCACUGUUCACUUACACAGUACUUAAAUGGUCCAGUGCCAACUGUGGAUGUAUUUCAGAUCUCUACUAAGGAAAGAUUUGGGUUGGGACAUCAGCUGAAAAAAAUCAUGCAGACGUUUGUUACACAGCAGUGGAAGAAUAGCAAAGAGAAGUCUAAUUGUACGCACAAUAAGAAGGUGUCUGACAAAAAAGUGAAAUCCCCUCUGCACAUCUUUUCUACAUUGCGCAGGUCGCCAAGUUAUCCUCCACCUGGCUGCGGUAAAAAUAAAUCAAAACUGAAGUCGGAACAGGAUGGCAUCUCCAAAACUCACAAGCUACUGAGAAGGACUUGCUCUAGCACAGUUAAGGCGGAGGAUGUAUGUGCCACAAAAUCCCACAGAACCUUUGGCCGCUCGUUGUCCAGUGACCCUAGGGCUGAGCAGACGAUGGCCAUUAAAUCGCACAAACUGUUGAACCGUUCUUGCUCCGCAGCUGUCAAGCAGGAGGAGUGCAUUACUUUAAAGCCCCAUAAGCUGUUAAGUAGGUCGUGUUCAGGGGAUCCUCGAUGUGAGCACAACAGCACCUUGAAGCCCCACAAACUUUUAAGCAGGUCUUACUCCAGUAAUCUUAGAAUGGAAGAAUUGGAUGGGUUGAAGAAUCACAAGUUACUCAGCAAGACUUACUCCAAUGCCCCUAAAUCAUCCAAAAUGGAGCCUUUCAAGGAGUCCACCAUAGCAGAGGGCAGGAGGCUCUCUCUUACCUCAGGGCUUAUUGGUAUCUUAACACCAUCUUCAUCAUCACCUUCACAAGCUGCUCAAAAUUAUGGUGCAAAAUGCAUUCCAGUACGAGACCGUGGCUUUCUUGUGCAGACUAUUGAAUUUGCUGAGCAACGGAUACCAGUGUUAAAUGAAUACUGUGUAGUUUGUGAUGAACCCCAUGUGUUCCAGAAUGGCCCUAUGCUAAGGCCCACUGUGUGUGAACGGGAGCUCUGUGUAUUUGCUUUCCAAACACUGGGAGUGAUGAACGAAGCUGCUGAUGAAAUUGCAACUGGGGCUCAGGUGGUUGAUCUGUUAGUAUCCAUGUGUCGGUCUGCAUUAGAGUCACCUAGGAAAGUUGUCAUUUUUGAGCCAUAUCCUUCUGUAGUUGAUCCUAAUGAUCCUCAGAUGCUGGCCUUUAAUCCCAGGAAGAAGAAUUACGACCGAGUCAUGAAAGCAUUGGAUAGUAUCACUUCUAUUAGAGAGAUGACACAGGCACCUUACUUGGAAAUAAAGAAGCAGAUGGAUAAACAGGACCCGCUUGCACAUCCUCUUUUACAAUGGGUUAUUUCUAGUAAUAGAUCACAUAUUGUGAAGCUACCAGUGAAUAGGCAACUGAAGUUUAUGCACACUCCCCAUCAGUUCCUUCUUCUCAGUAGUCCACCAGCCAAAGAAUCCAAUUUCCGAGCUGCUAAAAAUCUCUACGGAAGUACUUUUGCAUUUCAUGGUUCACACAUUGAAAAUUGGCAUUCCAUCCUGAGGAACGGCUUGGUUGUUGCUUCCAAUACGAGGCUGCAGCUCCAUGGUGCAAUGUUUGGAAGUGGAAUCUACCUUAGUCCAUUGUCAAGCAUAUCAUUUGGUUACUCAGGGAUGAACAAGAAGCAGCAGAAGGUGUCAGCUAAGGAUGAACCUGCUUCAAGCAGCAAGGGCAGUAAUGCAUCACAGUCACAGAAGAAAGGACAACAGUCACAAUUUUUGCAAAGCCGUAACUUAAAAUGCAUAGCCUUAUGUGAAGUGAUAACCUCAUCCGAUCUGCACAAACAUGGAGAGAUAUGGGUAGUUCCCAACACUGAUCACGUGUGUACAAGAUUUUUCUUUGUUUAUGAAGAUGGUCAAGUGGGUGAUACAAGUAUAAAUACGCAGGAACCAAGCAUUCAUAAAGAGAUUCUUCGAGUCAUUGGCAAUCAAACUGCUACUGGUUAAAAGGACCACUCUUAUUUAAUUGAUGUGAUUUGGAAGCCUUCCUCAGUCUCAAAGCUGGAUUUUGAACUGAAGAAGAUGCAAAAAAAAUAAUUUAUUAUUAUUAUUCUAAGCAAAUUAACCCUUUGAAUACUUACUGUUUUCUUACUUAGUAUUUCUUAUCUCAUCAAAAUACCUAAGAUGGUAUGAAUUAGCAACUGUAGGGGUGCAAAGUCUACUAAUAUACGACAACUAAUAAUAAUUAAACAGGCAUUUGGGUUGCUCACAAUAAACAGACUUUAAAAAGGA